AUGCUGUUCUGGACCACGCUGGUGACGUGGGGUUCCGGGGUCGUCAUCAGCCUCAACAGUGCCCAGAUAUACCGUUCGCUGAACAAUAACGAGUACGACACUGCCACAAAUACGAUGUACUCGGCCAUUCUUGGUGUUGGGAACGGUGUAAGCCGUUUGGCAAUGGGAGUGCUGGAAGUUAUGCUUCUCCGCCGGCCUCCAGAGCAGCGCCCGGCAAUCAGCUGCCUUCUUCCGAUUGCAUCGUGUUGCUUGUUCCUAAGUGUGUUGGUGCUGCUGGUGUUGCCGCUGCGUUCCAAGGCCAUCAUGAUUGGGUUCUUCCUUGGCGGGUUUGGCAACGGCUCGGCCUGGGCGCUGACGGCCCUGGUGAUGCGCUCCCUGUACGCGAAGGACAUUGGCAAGCACUACAACUUUAUGUUUUUGGCGGCGCUUCUUGGCAUUAUUGCGAUCAAUCGCUUUGCGUACGGAGAGCAGUACACGCAGGCGGCGAGGAAGGGCAACUCCUACCCCCACUGCGGCGGAAAGGCAUGCGUCCAGAACGGGUUCAUCGUUCUGCUAUGCGUAAACGCGUCUGCUAUUGUUACCAGUAUCCUUGUGCACAUCCGCUUCACCCGCUACGUCAGGAAGACACGUGCUUCCCUGGAGGCGGGUGGACAUGAGCUUAACGCCCCUGACACUGAGCACCGCAUGGACGAAAACUCUCCCACUGCAGAGAAAAGAGGCAGCCGUGACAGCGUGCAAAUGUAA
Messenger RNA from Trypanosoma rangeli, 744 nucleotides. RefSeq lists its product as uncharacterized. NCBI's taxonomy places the organism in Eukaryota, Euglenozoa, Kinetoplastea, Trypanosomatida, Trypanosomatidae. The record is from RefSeq and is a predicted model, not a curated record. The transcript has a single exon. Gene Ontology annotation, cellular component: membrane. Bases 1 to 744 code for a protein of 247 amino acids.